This is a messenger RNA of Xyrauchen texanus (razorback sucker), 8005 nucleotides long. It is a transcript of the gene myo5b, whose product is annotated as myosin VB. Gene Ontology annotation, molecular function: microfilament motor activity; ATP binding; actin filament binding. Gene Ontology annotation, cellular component: vesicle; actin cytoskeleton; myosin complex. The transcript has 40 exons. Gene Ontology annotation, biological process: vesicle transport along actin filament; actin filament organization. Lineage: Eukaryota; Metazoa; Chordata; Actinopteri; Cypriniformes; Catostomidae. Bases 423 to 5888 code for a protein of 1821 amino acids. The record is from RefSeq and is a predicted model, not a curated record.
AGAAGGGAUGAAGGGAGGGCAGAAACUUCGCUCCUGCAUGUUGACAAUUACACACUUUUUAUUCCUAUUGAAACUAUAUAUUUUAGCCAUUCAUUGAACUUAGAUAUAAGUCACAUUCGUCUGUCAUAUUAACGUGAUUUUACGAAGAGGAGGAGGUGAAAGAGGGACAGGGGCUAUUCCAAUUCAAACUCCAAAUUACAGUAUGGGGAAAGACACCUGCCGUGAUCAGGCGCGGCUAGCGCGCUAACAUUAGCCGUCGGGGGAGUUCAAAAGUACAAGCCAGCACAACAAGGCGACAGGACAGAGGAAACCUGGAUUACAAAACUCGAUGGGAAUGUUAUCAUAUUUAACCGGAGACAUUCAGUCUUAACCUGCGCUGAUGUGACUAGUUCUCGUGAGAACGAGCUCUUUUAUCUGGGAUCAUGUCUGUGAACGACCUCUAUUCUAAGUACACCCGGGUUUGGAUACCUGAUCCAGAAGAGGUCUGGAAGGCAGCAGAAAUCAUCAAGGAUUAUAAGGAGGGAGACUCAGUCCUUCUCCUCAAAUUAGAAGAUGAAUCGACGUUAGAAUAUUCAAUUGGUCCCAAAAAAAAUCCACUUCCAUUUCUUCGGAAUCCUGAUAUUCUGGUUGGUGAGAAUGACCUCACGGCUCUCAGCUACCUUCACGAGCCAGCUGUGCUCCACAAUCUUAAGGUUCGCUUCCUGGAGUCCAAUCACAUUUACACUUACUGUGGAAUUGUUCUGGUUGCUAUCAACCCUUACGAGCAGCUACAGAUCUAUGGAGAAGAAGUCAUCAAUGCAUACAGUGGGCAGAACAUGGGGGACAUGGACCCUCAUAUUUUUGCUGUGGCAGAGGAAGCUUACAAACAGAUGGCCAGAGAUGAGAAGAACCAGUCGAUAAUCGUGAGCGGAGAGUCUGGAGCUGGUAAAACCGUUUCUGCAAAGUACGCCAUGCGCUUCUUCGCCACAGUAGGGGGUUCAGCCAACGACACCAACGUCGAAGAGAAAGUACUUGCCUCCAGCCCCAUUAUGGAGGCCAUUGGAAAUGCAAAAACCACCCGUAAUGACAACAGCAGCCGCUUUGGGAAAUACAUCCAGAUUGGUUUUGAUAAGAGAUUUCACAUCAUUGGUGCCAACAUGCGAACAUAUCUUCUUGAGAAGUCUAGAGUAGUAUUUCAGGCUGAGGAAGAGAGGAACUACCAUAUUUUCUACCAGCUCUGUGCAUCAUCAUCUCUUGCAGAAUUUACAGAUCUUGUCUUGACCAGCGCAGAAGACUUCACCUACACUUCUCUUGGUGAAAACAUAUUCAUUGAGGGAGUGAAUGAUGCAGAAGACCUUGUGAAGACAAGAGAGGCUCUCACGCUGAUUGGUGUGAAAGAGGUUCAUCAAUUGAGCAUCUUUAAGAUUAUUGCCUCCAUCUUGCACCUGGGUAACGUGGAGAUUGUGUCAGAGAGAGAUGGAGAAACCUGCCAUAUCAAUAGGGAUGACACUCACCUGCAGCAUUUCUGUCGGCUACUGGGUAUCGAGCAGGAGCAGAUGGAGCACUGGCUCUGCCGCAGGAAGCUGGUGACCACUUCCGAGACUUAUGUGAAGAACAUGGCAUAUGCCCAGGCAGUCAAUGCCCGAGAUGCCCUUGCCAAACACAUCUAUGCCCACCUCUUUGACUGGAUCGUAGAGCAUAUUAAUAAGGCCCUGCACACCUCCACCAAACAACACUCAUUUAUCGGCGUGCUGGAUAUCUACGGAUUUGAAACAUUCGAGAUCAACAGCUUUGAGCAAUUCUGUAUUAACUAUGCCAAUGAGAAACUACAGCAGCAGUUCAACUCGCAUGUGUUUAAACUGGAGCAAGAGGAGUAUAUGAAGGAGCAGAUCCCCUGGACACUUAUAGAUUUUUAUGAUAACCAGCCAUGCAUUGACCUCAUUGAAGCCAAGCUCGGCAUCCUGGAUCUUCUCGACGAGGAGUGUAAGGUGCCCAAAGGAACCGAUCAGAACUGGGCGCAAAAGCUGUACAGCCAGCACACACGCAGCGAGCAAUUUGAGAAGCCCAGAAUGUCCAACCGCUCCUUCAUUGUGGUCCACUUUGCAGAUAGGGUUGAGUAUCUUUGUGAUGGCUUCCUGGAGAAGAACAGGGACACUGUCUAUGAGGAGCAGAUAAACAUCCUCAAGGCCAGCCAGUUCCAGUUGGUGGCGGAUCUAUUCCAGGAUGGUAAAGAAGUUGCCAAGCCCUCCAAGAUCAACGUCCGGGCCGCCAAGCCCAUGCCAAAAGGCCACAACCGUGAGCACAGAAAAACUGUGGGCACCCAGUUCAGGAACUCUCUACAUCUUCUGAUGGAAACACUGAAUGCGACCACUCCUCAUUAUGUGCGCUGCAUUAAACCCAAUGAUGUAAAGGAAGCUUUUGUAUUCGAUUCUAAAAGAGCUGUUCAACAACUACGAGCAUGUGGAGUUCUGGAGACCAUCCGUAUCAGUGCUGCUGGAUAUCCAUCCAGAUGGACGUAUCCAGAUUUCUACAGCAGAUAUCGGGUGCUCAUGACAAAGAAGGACAUGACCAAUGGGGAUAAGAAGCAGGUCUGUAAGAAUCUGCUGGAAACCUUGAUCAAGGAUCCAGAUAAGUUCCAGUUUGGAAAGACUAAGAUUUUCUUCAGGGCAGGUCAGGUGGCCUAUCUGGAAAAGCUCAGAGCAGAUAAGUUCCGCUACGCCUGCAUUAAGAUCCAGAAGACGGUGCGAGGAUGGCUACAGAGAAACCGCUACCGUAAGAUCCGCAAGUCUGCCAUCACACUACAGAGAUAUGGUCGGGGUUAUCUGGCACGCAGGUUUGCCGAGAUGCUUCGUCUCACCCGAGCAGCACUUAUAUGUCAGAAACAGUACCGGAUGGUACGAGUUCGGCGGGAGUAUCUAAGAAUCCGUCGGGCUGUCAUCACCAUUCAAGCUUUUGCCCGGGGCAUGUUUAUCCGCAGGAUAUAUCAGGAGUUCAUGCUUCAUCACAAAGCCAUGAUCAUACAGAAGACUGUCCGUGGGUGGCUCGUGAGGAAGAAGUACCUCCACUCUCGAAAUGCUGCCAUCGUCAUCCAGUGUUUCUACCGCCGCGUGCGUGCCAAGCGCCAACUUAAACAGCUCAAGAUAGAGGCCCGUUCAGCCGAACACUUUAAAAACCUCAGUGUCGGAAUGGAGAACAAAAUUGUGCAGCUCCAGAAGAAAAUUGAUGUUAAGUCAAAGGAGUAUAAAACUCAGAAUGAGCAGCUGGUUGUUGUCAAUACUACUCUGGGCUCAGAAGUCAAUAAACUCCAGAAGGAACUGGAGACCCUUCGCAGUCGGCAAACCGCUGGCUCCUCACUGCAGGAGGAGCUUGAGAGGCUGAGGGCAGAGCUCCAGGAAGCCCACACCCAGAGGAAGCAGAUAGAGGAGGAGUUCAACAAUGAAAAACAGGGGCUCGAACAGAGGGUGAAGGAGCUGGAGAAAGAGAACACGCUCUUGAAGAAGGAAAAAGAAGAGACAAACCUCAAAAUCCAGACCUCCACUCAGGGUCAGGGAGGCGAUGUGUCUCAGAUAGAAAUCCGUCUGCGGGCUGAACUGGAUGAGGAGAGACUGCGCUAUCAGAACCUGCUGAAAGAAUGCUCCAGACUGGAGCAGAGAUAUGAUAACCUGCAGGAGGAUAUGAAGUUCCACCCCGGCCAUCGCCGUAACCCUUCCAACCAGAGCAGUCUGGGUUCAGACUCCAACUACCAAUCCAUCAGCAUGUCUGAAGUUGACACUGAUGAAACCAUCCAGCAGGUGGAGGAAAUGGGCAUAGAGAAGGCCGCCAUGGACCUCAGUGUGUUCAUGAAGUUGCAGAAGCGGGUGCGAGAGCUGGAGCAGGAGAGGUUGAGGCUGCAGACCAACCUGGAGAAAGUGGAGUUGCGCAAGAGCCAGGGUAGUGAGGCCAACAGUCCUACGUCAGAGGACAUAAACCCAGACCUGGCUUACAACAGUCUGAAGAGGCAAGAGUUGGAAUCUGAGAAUAAGAAGUUAAAGAAUGACCUGAAUGAGUUGAGGAAAGCGUUGGCCGACAGGGCCUCCGAGAACAACUCGUCCAAUGAGCUUCAGGAGAGCUACAACCUGCUGCUCAAUCAACUCAAAGCAGCCAGUGAGGAGUUGGAUGUGCGUAAGGAGGAAGUGCUCAUGCUCAAGGCCCAAAUCGUCAACUCCAGAAGCCAGUUAGAUAAUACGAAUCACAUUGAUUCCAAUGAUGUAUCGGAAUGGACCGACAACAAAAAGCCCCUGGUGGAUGCUUCAGAUGCACAUGAGUCAAAGAAAAAAGCACAAGAUUGGGGUUAUUUGAAUGAAGAUGGUGAGCUUGGCCUGGCCUACCAGGGUCUAAAGCAAGUUGCCAGGCUGCUGGAGGCUCAGCUGCAGACACAGUCUCGUCAACACCGGGAUGAACUAGAAGCUCUCCACACACAGAUUGAACUGCUGAAAGAUAAUCUAGAGAAGAAGCAGGAGAUGCUGAACAACUUCUCCACACUCUCUCCUGAAGCUCUGGUGGAGUUCAGCAUACAGCAGGAGAUCACACGACUCACCAAUGAUAACCUGGAUCUCAAAGAACUUGUGGAGAAGCUGGAGAAGAAUGAGAAGAAGCUGAAGAAGCAAUUGAAGAUCUAUAUGAAGAAAGUGCAGGAGUUUGAAGUAACUCAGGUAAGUAAGAGCCGGCCAGAAUUGACCCGGCAGGUCACUGUACAGAGGAAAGAGAAGGACUUUGAAGGCAUGCUGGAGUACUACAAAGAAGAUGAGGCCUUGCUGGUGAAGAAUUUAGUUACAGACAUGAAGCCCCAUGUUGUGUCAGCCACUGUUCCCUGCCUCCCUGCCUACAUCCUCUUUAUGUGCGUCCGCCAUGCUGACUACAUCAACGACGACCAGAAACUUCACUCACUUCUCACCUCAACCAUCAACGCCAUCAAAAAGAUCCUGAAGAAAAACAACGACUUUGAGAUGACCUCCUUCUGGCUGGCAAACACCAGUCGACUACUUCACUGUCUGAAGCAGUACAGUGGGGAUGAGGCUUUUAUGACCCAGAACUCUGCCAAGCAGAAUGAGCACUGCCUGAAGAACUUUGACCUGGCGGAGUAUCGACAGGUUCUGAGUGACCUUUCCAUUCAGAUCUAUCAGCAGCUUGUCAGAGUUGCAGAGGGCAUCAUGCAACCCAUGAUUGUGUCUGCAAUGCUUGAGAGUGAGAGCAUCCCCAGUCUGGCCGGUGUGAAGCCUAUGGGUUACAGGAAACGCUCGUCUAGUUUUGACUGUGAGGAGGGGGGUCCAGUGGGCUACACGCUGGAGGCCUUGAUCAGGCAGCUGGGACAGUUCUACACCACCAUGGCAGAUCACGGCCUGGACCCUGAGAUCGGCCAACAGGUGGUUCGGCAGCUCUUUUACUCCAUGAAUGCGGUGACCCUCAACAACUUGCUGCUGCGCAAAGAUGUUUGCUCCUGGAGUACUGGCAUGCAGCUCAGGUACAACAUCAGUCAGUUGGAGGAAUGGCUGAGGGGAAAGAAUCUGCACCAGGGUGGCGCUAUAGCCACCAUGGAGCCACUUAUCCAGGCCGCCCAACUGUUGCAAGUGAAGAAGAAGACCUCCCAAGAUGCUGAGGCCAUUUGCUCUCUCUGUAAUGCUCUUAGUCUGCAGCAGAUUGUGAAGAUUCUGAACCUGUACACACCACUAAAUGAGUUUGAGGAGAGAGUCACUGUGUCCUUCAUCAGAGACAUACAGAAUCGCCUCCAAGAUCGGAUAGAAAUCAACCAACUCCUUGUGGACACCAAGUACACCUUCCCCGUUCUCUUCCCCUACACCCCCUCAGCGCUCAGUCUGGAGACCAUACACAUCCCUGCAUCCCUCAGCCUGGACUUCCUCACACGGGUCUGAGAUCUCAAUCUCUCUGUUUCACUCUAUAUUCUACUGAGUCAGACCUGCGACCUGCAGAGAGAAGCUCAGGCACAUCACAGAUCUGCUGAACCACCUACAAACAUCUCCAUCUUAUUAUGGAUAAUCUCCUUGAACAACUUACUAUGGUGUCGAGACGCUGUAGUUUCAGUGUGUGUUCAGUGAAGGAUUGAGUCAGGCUGGUGCAUGCAUGGUGUACAUAAGCUGUCUGCUUUUUUUAUUUUACUUGUAUAACUCUCAACUCUGGUUUUCUCAGGGGUCAAUUUAAUCCAACCGGGUUAAUACAAGCAAAGCUACAGGCCAUUCUUGGAGAGAGAGAGAAAAGAAAACACUAUAUUUGGACUGGGAUGUCUUUCACUAAUUCUUAUGAUUACAUAACUUCAAUCUAAAUGAUUAUAUGAGGGGUUUGGGCUACUGAUAAAACACUAAUGCAGGAUUUAUGUGCCAGCACAUUUAUUUAUCUGUAUUAGUAUGCACUGAUUUGUGUAUUUUAUUCCCUUUUGCUUGUGUCGGAGCACACUCUCAUCUCAUUCACAGUGAUUUUUCUUUCCUUAGCAAAAGGAAGCAGAAGAAAUCUCUGCAUUGCAGUGAAUCAGUCUUUCCAAACAGGCUAUUUCUUUACAUUUUUUCUGUUCUUUUGGAGACACAAAUUCAGAGACAUUGGGAUCUGAAUUGGUCAGAGCCACCAAAGCAAGCCCGAUCUGCUCUUCUGAUGGGCAAUGGCAAGUUAAAGUAUGUGGAGUAGAGGACGUCUGUUGUAUGAGAGGACUUUGAGCUGGGAUAUUUCAUAAUCUUAACAAAAAUCAAAUGAUAGCUGUUUGUUGGGGGAAUAUUGAAUGUGCUGGAGGGGAAAGCAUUUGCUAGUCAGGUGAAGAAAUGUAUCACAAGUGCAUCGAGGCUUGAUAUACACAGAUUAUUUAUUUGGUGUGCAGGAAAGAUGUACUUACAACGCCAGACAGUUUCAUAAGAACAAAUUUCACAUCAUACUUUGUACUUUUGCACAGCUCUGUAAAUGAUUAUGUGCAAUCAAAUAGCAAUAACCACAAGCAAUGUUUACUUUAAAAAAGAAUAAAUAAAAUUGUAUAAAAUCUUUUACAGUGGAUUUUACCCCCUUUUUCUACGUUAAAACACAAAAAUUACACUUGAUCUCUGGAUAUCACUUCCUGGAUUGAAAUAGUUAUUUGAAUGCCAAUCAAGUUAUGACUGUGGAUUUUCAUAGUUUAUUGAUAUGUAAGUGUGUAUAUAUAUGAGUGAUUUUACGUUUGAAAUUAAUUUUGCAUUGGGUUUUCGUAGUACAAUCCUGUUUGAUUUGUGUGCCUUGAAAAUGUAGUCCUGGUUUAGGGUUGUCUUCAUUUUUUACUGCUCUCCACUGACUAUAUUUGUAACUUCAUAUCUGGAGCACUAGCCAACAAUUACAAAAACUGUUGCAUUGAGCCAACAAAUAUAUUUUUCAUAGUUACUGAUACCUUAACACAGCUCUCACACAUUUGAGGUAGACAACAUGUUUGCAGUGAUUUGUAUUUUUUGUGAAAAUCCAGCAUUUGGUAUACAAUUUCUCCCUGUAUCGCAGAUCAAACUUUUGUAUUACACUAAAAUAGCCAUGUUAGGUUCUAGAACGGAUCUCACACUUACUAUAGUAAGUCACACUAGAACUGUCACAUAUGCUUUAAUUUAUUCAGCCUUCAGUUUUCAUGCUAUUGAAAUGUAACUUGUUGCAUUAAGAGUUUAACAUUGAUGAAAUCAAUUCACUAAAAGUAAUAGUCCCUGACUUAAUCAAUAAAAUUAAUAGUUGCUGCCCAAGAGGUAAAGAGGUGUUUUCAGCAUGGCUAGGAAAGAAAUACAGAAAUAGACAAAUGCUUUAAAUCUGCACCAAAACAUAUACUAAAUGGUUGCAUCGAUUCUAAAUGUAUUCGGAAACAAAAAGGAAUCCACACAUCUAGUCAAAUUGUAAAACCAAAGAAUCAUGAGGCUUUCAGUCUAAGAUCCCAGAUCAAACAAAUUUUACUUAAGAGUCACAGAAUCCAUCAUGUGUCGAGCCCUGUAUUGACCAAUCAGGAUCCAGGACAUUAAAUAAAUUGUAAUAGGUCCAGUAAUGUAUU